This is a messenger RNA of Caenorhabditis remanei, 1653 nucleotides long. RefSeq lists its product as uncharacterized. The transcript has 10 exons. Gene Ontology annotation, cellular component: membrane. Gene Ontology annotation, molecular function: transmembrane transporter activity. NCBI's taxonomy places the organism in Eukaryota, Metazoa, Nematoda, Chromadorea, Rhabditida, Rhabditidae. The coding region runs from base 1 to 1653 and encodes 550 amino acids. Gene Ontology annotation, biological process: transmembrane transport. The record is from RefSeq and is a predicted model, not a curated record.
AUGAGCCAACAAGUGUCGCCACGGAGCACCUCGAAUCUUCAUAAUUAUCAGUUGCCAAAGGUAAAACCGGACGACCAUUUGUCGCCGAAUACUCGUGUACUCAUUACGAAACUUGAGGAUAGUAUGCUAAGAAAGAGUCGAUCGAUAAUGUCAAUGGUUUUCGGUCGAAAGAAGGCAAAAGAUCGCGCCGAGAAGGGACAUCCCUAUGUUGAGGCGUCAGUAUCACACGCUCUCGUCGUCAUCUUCCUCGAAUAUUUCGCGUGGGGACUGCUGACAGUACCCGUUAUCAAUGUACUCGCCGAAACGUUUCCCACCAACAAAUUUCUGAUGAACGGCCUCGUUUUGGGUGUGAAAGGACUCCUCUCAUUCCUGUCUGCUCCACUCGUCGGUGCCCUAUCAGACGUAUGGGGACGGAAGGCGUUUCUAAUUCUGACUGUUCUCUGCACGUGUAUGCCCAUUCCAUGUCUGAAAAUCAGUCCCUGGUGGUACUUUUCACUAUUCAGUUUGUCCGGUCUCUUCUCCGUCACUUUCAGCGUCAUUUUGGCGUAUGUCGCCGAUAUUACGGAUAAGUCGGAACGAUCAUCCGCGUACGGUCUCGUCUCUGCGACAUUCGCCGCCUCUCUGGUGACGUCACCGGCUCUCGGAGCAUACAUUUCAGAAGUCUACGGAGACGCUUUCGUCGUCCUUCUGGCGACAAUCGUCUCCGUCGCCGACGUCAUUUUCAUUGUGUUAUUCGUACCGGAAUCACUUCCGUCACGACGAAAUAUCGGCGGAACGACGGGCGGUUCUCAUAUCACACCCAAUGAGGUCUUCAAUUGGCAAUCGGCUGAUCCAUUCGGAUCGUUGCGUAUUGUGUGGGAGGAUAAGUUGGUCCUUCAACUCGCCACCAUCGUCUUCCUCUCCUACCUACCCGAAUCGGGUCAAUUCUCGUGUUUCUUCGUCUAUCUGAAACUCGUCGUCGGCUUCUCUCCAGAAGCCGUCGCCAUGUACAUCGGACUCGUCGGAAUUCUCUCAGUGGUGGCUCAGACCGGUUUCUUGCACUGUCUGACGUCACGAUUUGGAACGAAACACACGAUUACUCUCGGACUGAUAUUUCAACUCAUUCAGUUGACGUGGUAUGGGCUGGGAACACAAUACUGGAUGAUGUGGGCAGCCGGAGUGCUCGCCGCGAUGAGCUCCAUCACGUAUCCAUCGAUUUCAGCAUUCGUCUCAAUUCUCUCGGAUAAAGAUAAACAGGGCACAGUCCAGGGAGUGAUCACCGGCAUCCGUGGCCUGUGUACCGGUUUUGGCCCCGCCCUCUUCGGUACCGUAUUCUAUUUGUUCGACGUGGAUUUGGAGGAUGAUAAGACAGCUGGAGGAUUAUCCCUUGUGGCGCCCAGGAAGCUGCCCGAGAAGAUUUUGGCACCGCCGAGCAGGAAUGAGAGCUCUUGGAUCCAACAACAAGUCGAACGAGCGGCCGCAUUCGAUUGGCAAUUCAUUCCGGGUCCCCCAUUCCUGAUAGGCGCAAUGAUGGUCCUAUUCGCUCUACUCAUCAAUUCGACACUUCCACACACGCCGGCCGCCUCGAAAUACUUUAGACGCUCACCGACACACUCAAGACAGUCUUCCGAUACGGCACGUCUUCUUAGUGGCGAUUCGUCGCCGCAUUGUUAA